This is a messenger RNA of Myodes glareolus (Bank vole), 2094 nucleotides long. The record is from RefSeq and is a predicted model, not a curated record. NCBI's taxonomy places the organism in Eukaryota, Metazoa, Chordata, Mammalia, Rodentia, Cricetidae.
AUGGCUGGCUCUGGAAUUGGCCACCUCCCUGUGGCUCCCCCUUCAGAGGUCCCUUCCGUAGAAGAGUUCUUGCAGGAUAACAGGCCUGCACCCCAGCAUGCCUUGCUCAGGAAGGUGCCCAGUCCUUGUCUGCCCUCCUCACCGGUGUCCUCACCAAGACUAGGGCAUGGGCACCCCUUUCUGAGGUGUGCUUGUCCCCUCUGCCCUGGGGGUCCUGACCCUGUCUUGUCACUUCAGGUGGCCUGUGAGUUUGGCCUGUUGCACGUGGUCUCCCAGAGCGGUGGCAUCCGGGGCAGGGACUAUUGCAUCCUCUACAACUCGCAGUGGGCCCACCUGCCGCGUGACCUCAGCAAAGUGUCUCUUCUGAAGCUUCGAGACUUAAGCUCAACCCAGCUGUGUUCCUACCUUGACCUUCCUGUGGAAGACCUCACCAACCAGAUUGCGCUGGUGGCCCGGGGCAACUGUACCUUCUACGAGAAAGUGCGGCUGGCUCAGGGCAGUGGGGCGCAUGCACUGCUGAUUGUCAGCAAGGAGAAGCUGGUCCCUCCAGGAGGCAACAAGACACAAUAUGAGGAGAUAAGCAUCCCUGUGGCCCUGCUUAGUCACAGGGACCUGCAAGACAUCUUCAGGCGCUUCGGCCGUGCGGUGAUGGUAGCACUAUAUGCACCGAGCGAGCCAGUGAUGGACUACAACAUGGUCAUCAUCUUCAUCAUGGCCGUGGGCACUGUCGCCCUCGGUGGCUACUGGGCCGGCAGCCGUGACGUAAAGAAGUACAUGAAGCAUAAGCGAGAUGAUGGGCCUGAAAAGCAGGAGGACGAGGCGGUGGACGUGACGCCCGUCAUGAUCUGCGUGUUUGUCGUCAUGUGCUGCGUCAUGCUGGUGCUGCUCUACUACUUCUACGACCAUCUGGUCUAUGUGAUCAUCGGCAUCUUCUGCUUGGCCUCCUCCACCGGUCUCUACAGCUGCUUGGCACCCUGUGUGCGCAAGCUGCCCUUCUGCACCUGCAGGAUCCCCGACAACAACCUGCCGUACUUCCACAAGCGCCCCCAGGCCCGCAUGCUGCUGCUGGCACUCUUCUGUGUCGCUGUCACCGUAGUGUGGGGCGUCUUCCGCAAUGAGGACCAGUGGGCCUGGGUCCUUCAGGACGUCCUGGGCAUCGUCUUCUGCCUGUACAUGCUGAAGACCAUCCGCCUGCCCACCUUCAAGGCCUGCACACUGCUGCUGCUGGUGCUCUUCAUCUACGAUGUCUUCUUCGUCUUCAUCACCCCCUUUCUGACCAAGAGUGGGAACAGCAUCAUGGUGGAGGUGGCCACUGGGCCCUCGAACUCAUCCACUCACGAGAAGCUGCCCAUGGUACUGAAGGUGCCCAGGCUGAACACCUCACCACUUUCCCUGUGUGACCGACCCUUCUCCCUCCUGGGCUUUGGAGACAUCUUGGUGCCAGGGCUGCUGGUGGCUUACUGCCACAGGUUCGACAUCCAGGUGCAGUCUUCCAGGAUCUACUUCGUGGCCUGUACCAUUGCCUAUGGCCUGGGUCUCCUGGUGACAUUCGUGGCGCUUGUCCUCAUGCAGCGUGGCCAGCCCGCGCUGCUCUACCUGGUCCCCUGCACAUUGAUGACCAGCUGCACCGUGGCACUGUGGCGCCGGGAACUGGGUGCCUUCUGGACAGGCAGCGGCUUUGCGAAGGAUGUACCUCAGACCUCAUGGGCUCCAGCUGAGGGGCCUGCACCUCCGAUGGACUCAGAUGCCCCCCUCUCCCAGCAGCCUGCAGGUGAAGACCUAGCCAAGAGACCCCUGCCCACUGAGGAAGCAGGCCUGCCUGAGGAGGCAGGAGUUGCAGACUCUGCUGGGGAUCGUCAUAGUCCCAUGGCUAGCACUUCCAGCCCCACAGAUGGGGACCAGGUCCAGCCCAGCUCUGUGUUACAGCCAGGGACUUCGGCCUAGGAAAAGGAGGCGCACGAGCUGGGCCCUUGCAGCCUUCCAUGCCAUACAGAUGCAGGCCACCAGGGACAUGCAGGGAACAGAGACAACUGCCACCCUCCUGGGCGGCAGACCUGCGCUGUGCCCUCCCUAACAUGGUGCUCAGCCCUCUGA